Molecule: messenger RNA, 770 nt
Organism: Pelecanus crispus (Dalmatian pelican)
Lineage: Eukaryota; Metazoa; Chordata; Aves; Pelecaniformes; Pelecanidae
Source: RefSeq, a predicted model, not a curated record
GCAAAAAUUCGUGCCCCGCAUGCCCUGGUGAUGACUUUCCUGUUCAAGAGCGGAAGUUUAAGAGAGAAAUGGAAAUCGAUUGCUCAGGCUACGUACGCUCAUUCCCGGAACUUGGCCUAUUUUGUGUUCACCUACAAGGGGCUGAUGGCGUUGCAGUCCCGACUACAGGGGAAGAAAAUUCCAUUUCAUUCUUUCUUUGCAGCCUGCGUUGGAGGUUGGCUAGUGUUUGGUGACAACAAUCCCAUUAACAGCCAGAUCAUUAUGUACUUGCUGUCUCGUAUCCUGUUCGGCUUGUCUCGGCUGGCAGUGGAGAAGGGCUACGUCCCACAGCCAAAGCAGGAUCCCUUUCCACUUGUCGCUGCUCUGAUAUGGGGGACAGUUCUCUGGCUCUUUGAAUACCACCGGCAAACCCUGCAGCCUUCUCUGCAGUCCUCCAUGACCUACCUGUAUGAUGAUAGUAAUGUAUGGCAUGACAUUUCUGACUUUCUCAUUUAUAACAAAAGGACAGACAGCAAGUAGGUGGUUCAUUGUAAAACACCUGUGAAUGGGAUGGUGCCUUCCAGCAGCUAAGGGAAAGGGUUAUUCUGUUGCUCUUGACUGUUUUGUUUGGUUUUUUUUUUUUUAAAUGAAUAUCUGUCAAGCACAGUUGCUUCUUGUGUCCUGGCCAAAAUGUUCUGGUUAGUCUUCUCUUGGCUCUGGUUAGAGCAAGUAAAUACCCACGGAAACUUGUUGCAGUCCUCAGUGAGAAUAAAAUGCCUUGGGAAUCUUGA